GGUCCGAAGCUCAAGUUCCACAAUCAAUUAAACGCAAUUUGAUUGAAAAUGUAACAUGCGAGUAGAAAAUGAAAUCUAAAAACACCAAGCAUAUUUGGUUUAAUUUGAAAGGCACAACCGGAAAUGUAGUUGCGUGUACGCUAAGUGACUGCUGCACAUUCAAAGCGAUUCUUUGGUGUUUUGGUCCAAGAACAACCCGUUCCCCAAAAUGACAGCCAAGAAGUCCGGCUCACGCCUGGAGACCGAGAUAGAGCGCUGCCGUUCAGAGGGACAGUGGGACAAGAUACCGGAGUUAGUUCGACAACUCUCGGCUAAGUUGAUAUCAAACGAUGACCUCGGAGAGCUGUUGUUGGGGGAAUGCAAGUUUCAGACGUACCUGAAGGAGAAUCCAAUUAAACAGGGAGCGAGUCCGAGGGGUCCACGACCAAAACUGGUAGAGGUCAGGAAGCACCUCACGGCUGCUCUGGACAGAGGAAACCUCAAGGCUGAUUAUCUCCAGGAAGCAAGUCUUCUCAUGGCCAAACUUAGUUAUGUCGAGGCAGAAUACAAAGACGCCUUAGGUCACUAUAACAGGGUCAAUAUGGAUGACAUGCAGCUGGCGGGAGCUCCAGUAUACAGGCUUUCUAUGAUAGCAGAAGCUUAUGCCACGAAAGGUUUGUGUCUAGAAAAGGUCCCAGCUGCCUCUCCACUCCUGUCUAAUAAGAACACCGGUUCUCCUUCCUCCAGUCGUAACAAAACUGAACGAGAGCAAGAAAUAAUCAGCUGCUAUGAAAAGUCUGGAGACAUUGCUCUACUGUACCUUCAGGAGGCUGAGAAGGCAUUGUCAGCUGGAAUUCAGAAUCGUAGCCCAAAGCCUGGUCCAGCUUCCCAGGACCAGGAACUGGGAUACUUCCUUGAGACAGGGCUGCAGAGAGCUCAUGUUAUCCAUUUUAAGAAUGGAAACCUGACGCAAGGCGUUGGGCGAUUUCGAGAAAUUCUUCGAGCUGUUGAGACCAGAACAACACAGAACCUGCGCAUGACGAUAGCGAGACAGCUUGCAGAGAUCUUGCUCCGAGGAAUGUGCGAACAGAGUUACUGGUCUCCUGUGGAAGACCCGCCUACUGUGUCACCACUGGACGAUCCCACUCGACAAGGACACAUACAAAGCAAGAAGUACAUCUUAAGCAGGCGCCCACGAGUGUACUCAGGAGAGAAUCUUUUUUGCCCCCAGGAGAACACAGAGGAAGCAUUAUUGCUGCUCCUCAUUAGUGAGUCAAUGGCUAAUCGAGACGCUGUCCUAAGCAGGAUUCCCGAACACAACAAUGAUCGAAUCAUUAGUCUGCAGUCUGCCUCUGUGGUGUAUGACCUGCUAACUAUAGCUUUGGGCAGGAGAGGGCAGUAUGAGAUGCUGUCAGAGUGUUUGGAACGAGCCAUGAAGUUUGCUUUUGAGGAGUUCCACUUAUGGUACCAGCUUGCACUGUCUUUAAUGGCUGCUGGGAAAUCUGCUCGGGCAGUUAAAGUUCUGAAGGAGUGCAUGCGUCUAAAGCCCGACGACCCCACCAUUCCGCUGCUGGCUGUCAAACUGUGUAUCGGACCCCUUCACUGGUUGGAUGAGGGCGAGUCCUUUGGCAAAAUGGUGAUUGACAUGGGGGAGAAAGCAGCUGAGUUUAGAGCUAAAGGCUACUUGGCUAUUGGACUGGUGUACAGCCUCAAAGCGACAGAUGCAUCAUUGCGAAGCACCCAAGAAGAGUAUCAGAGGAAAGCUUUGGGAGCCUUCCAGAGAGCUCAAAGUUUGUCUCCAACAGACCAUCUAGCAGCCUUCUAUCUUGCACUGCAGCUUGCUGUGUCCAGACAGAUUCCCGAGGCGCUCGGCUAUGUUCGACAGGCAUUGCAGCUUCAAGGGGAUGAUGUUCACUCCCUUCACCUGCUGGCCUUGCUGCUUUCAGCACAGAAACACUACCAAGAUGGUCUCAAUAUUAUAGAAAUGGCCCUGUCUGAGUAUCCAGAGAACUUCAACUUGCUCUACACAAAGGUGAAGUUGGAGAGCAUGUGCAGAGGAUCAGAAGAAGCUUUGCUCACCUGCAAACACAUGCUGCAGAUCUGGAAAAGCUUUUACAACCUUACAAAUCCCAGUGAUUCAGGACGUGGUAGCAGUCUGUUGGAUAGAGCUGUAGCGGACCGACGACAGCUCAACGCCAUGACUCUGCCAGACUUUAGUGACCCAGAUACUGGUUCUGUGCAUGCGACAUCAAUAGCAGCAAGCCGUGUUGAGCAGGCGUUGUCUGAGGUGGCCUCCUCCCUGCAGAGUAGUGCCCCAAAGCACGGACCCCUCCACCCGUGGUUGACUCUGGCUCAGAUCUGGCUGCAUGCAGCUGAGGUAUACAUCAGUAUGUCGAAGCCUGCUGAGGCAUCAGCCUGUACUCAAGAAGCCGCCAACCUCUUUCCCACAUCCCAUAAUGUGCUCUUCAUGAGGGGGCAGAUUGCAGAGCUCAGGGGCAACAUAGAUGAGGCAAAACGCUGGUAUGAAGAAGCCCUAUCCAUCAACCCAACGCAUGUUAAAACCAUGCAGAGACUGGGUCUUAUUCUCCACCAGCUGCAACGGUACAGUUUGUCAGAAAAGGUUUUGAGGGAUGCAGUGCAGGUCAACAGUACGGCUCACGAUGUGUGGAACAGCCUGGGUGAGGUGUUGCAAGCUCAAGGGAACGCCGCUGCCGCCACAGAGUGUUUCCUCACCGCUUUGGAACUGGAGGCCAGCAGCCCGAUCCUCCCCUUCACGAUCAUUCCCAGAGCAUUAUGAGACUCACACGUACAACGAGUAGCGUAGUGGAGCACAAAAACAGGCCUGUGACAAAUUCACACAUGCCUGCACGACACGAAACGACACUUGCGCACACUCUAUAGUCAAAUGACGAACUCUCCCUUCCCAUAAUGCCUUGCUGUAAACCCUACCCCACUACCUCUGGUGAUGCUGUUUUAUCAUUUUUGGGUGUGUUCGUAUUUUAUUGCCAUUGCAUUUUGACUCAUUUCCUACAUGUAAAAGAAGAGUUUACAUUCUGUUUAUAUCGUUGGCAUACUGUAUGUGAUUCAAGCACUGAUAGCGACGAUGAUGUCAAACUUGAUGACACUUGGUUAGAGCUGAGCGAUUUGAUUUGCCACACUAUACACAUACCGUCACAUUAUGCUGAUCACGUCCUGCUUGCCGAAAUGCCAAAAUACGGACCUCCCUCGACUGUCAACCCUUUUCGUAAUGGUGUUCCAAUGCAAGUACUGGACGGUGGCACCUUGAUUUAGAAGUGAUCUGACCUACCAGCUUUUCAAAAUACCUGCGGCCAAAUUAUUUUAUUUAUUUUUGUCGACAGUUACCUAGUGGGGGUAAACGGUAUCAAAAAUGGAUGGAUGAAUAAUUCUUCCAAAAAACUUCCUAUUUUUACUGUAAGAUGUUCUUUGCCACUCUGAGUUGAAAGUUACUGUAAAAUCAAAAGAAUUGUAAAGAAUUAAGAAAAUUUAACGCUCCACUUUUUUUUUUUUUUGUCGCCAUUAUAUUUAUCCAAACAAAUGUACCAAAAGCUGAAAACAAAGAAAUUAUUUUUUUCCCUCGACUGUAACUUUACGUCAUAAACAUUUGCUAGCCUAAUCCUAACACGCAAUGCAAAACACUGUAGAGUGGCAAACUAAACUAGCGUCGUUGUCGUGCGAGUGAGAACCCUGUUUGUACACAAAUGUCAUUCAUUACAUUUCAUACAUUUAAACCUCCGUGGAAAACAUUAAUAUUACUCCACCUUUUGUAGUUUUGUAUUUUCCCAUCAAGGCACGCACACCAUUGACUUCAAACAGGAAUCCUACAACACUAGUUGUCAUAUUUUUUUUAAAAAAAAGCAUUACACAUUUUUUUUCUUGGGCUGGGAUAAAAUAUUGACAUUUCCAUUCAUUUGGGUUUAGAGCCUAGUCAAGGAGUAAAUUAAACUCAUAAGUCAAGGUGCCAUUGUACAUUGAUUUUUUUAAUUUUUCCAUCAGUAGCUAGUUUGUAAUGUUGCCUGUAUGCUGUAUUAUGCUGGUUCUCAUUGAGAUUUUUACUGUACGCCAACAAAGGAGAUGCGCCUGUUUGCCAAGAUUGAAAUGAGACGACGUCUACGUCUAAAAAGUACCCGAACCUACAGCCGGCAGGAAGGUACAGGCCUUAGUUUCAUGUCAAGCUUUUGUACGCAGAAUCAGUAUUUACUGUAAGUUCUCAAGUCACAAAAGGGUGCAAAUAAGCAAAUUUGCCAAAAUUACUAAAUUGCCACCUAUAAACAAUUUGGGAGGAGGUUCUUGUCUAUUCUGUUUUUGCGGUGUGUACUGUAAAUGAAAUGCACCUGUACAUCCAUCUGGUUUAAAUGUAGGUCAGUUUUUUUUUGCAACAAAAUCAAAGUGUAAUGGUUGUAUAUUUUCUAGUGCCAUCAGUGUUAUUGUUAGAAAUUAAAUUAUUCUAUUUUCUGCACAGAGCAUGAUGUUACUGAGAUGUCACCAGACGAUUGUACACGAGUGUGGCUCAUUGAUCCUUUCAUGCUGUAAAUGACCGACUGAGCUGAGGAUGAUAAUAAAAGUCGAUUAUAUGUCUCUUGA
Messenger RNA from Syngnathoides biaculeatus (alligator pipefish), 4581 nucleotides. RefSeq names its product tetratricopeptide repeat domain 7B (gene ttc7b). Gene Ontology annotation, molecular function: protein binding. The transcript has 21 exons. Gene Ontology annotation, biological process: phosphatidylinositol phosphate biosynthetic process; protein localization to plasma membrane. Gene Ontology annotation, cellular component: plasma membrane. Lineage: Eukaryota; Metazoa; Chordata; Actinopteri; Syngnathiformes; Syngnathidae. The record is from RefSeq and is a predicted model, not a curated record. Bases 209 to 2776 code for a protein of 855 amino acids.